Pipistrellus kuhlii (Kuhl's pipistrelle) is the source of this 1876-nucleotide messenger RNA. RefSeq names its product lysine-specific demethylase 4D-like. Gene Ontology annotation, molecular function: histone H3K9 demethylase activity. Bases 23 to 1876 code for a protein of 617 amino acids. The transcript has a single exon. Gene Ontology annotation, cellular component: nucleus. Lineage: Eukaryota; Metazoa; Chordata; Mammalia; Chiroptera; Vespertilionidae. Gene Ontology annotation, biological process: chromatin remodeling. The record is from RefSeq and is a predicted model, not a curated record.
CUCCACCCCUUUCGUUGCAGCCAUGAUGUCUAAUGAGCCAAAGGUGAAAAUCAUGACCUUCCACCCAACCAUGGAAGAAUUUAAAGAUUUCAACAAAUAUAUUGGUUACAUGGAAUCCCAAGGUGCACACCGAACUGGCCUGGCUAAGGUCGUUCCACCCAAGGAAUGGAAAGCCAGACAGACCUAUGAUGAUGUCAAUGACAUGGUAAUAGCCACCCCCCUCCAGCAGGUGGCGUCGGGGCGAGCAGGCGUGUUCAUCCAAUACCACAAGAAGAAGAGGGCCAUGACAGUGGGGGAAUACCGCCUGCUGGCCAACAGUGGACAGUAUCAGACCCCACCACACGUGGAUUUCGAGGAUCUGGAGCGGAAAUACUGGAAAACGCGCCUGUACGAUUCGCCCAUCUACGGCGCUGACAUCAACGGGUCCCUCUUUGAUGCCAGCACUAAGCAGUGGAACCUUGGCCACCUGGGAACCAUCCAGGACCUGCUGGAGCAGGAGUGCGGGCUCGUGAUCGAAGGCGUGAACACGCCCUACCUGUACUUUGGCAUGUGGAAGACCACGUUCGCCUGGCACACGGAGGACAUGGACCUUUACAGCAUCAACUACCUGCACUUCGGGGAGCCCAAGACGUGGUACGCGGUGCCCCCCGAGCAUGGCCAGCGGCUGGAGCGCCUGGCCAGGGAGCUGUUCCCGGGCAGCUCCCGGAGCUGCGAGGCCUUCCUGCGGCACAAGGUGGCCCUCAUCUCGCCCACUGUCCUCAGGGAGAACGGGGUCCCGUUCAGUCGCAUCACCCAGGAGGCUGGCGAGUUCAUGGUGACGUUUCCCUAUGGCUACCACGCCGGCUUCAACCACGGCUUCAACUGCGCGGAGGCUAUCAACUUUGCCACCCCGCGCUGGGUGGACUACGGCAAGGUGGCCUCUCAGUGCAGCUGCGGGGAGGCCCGGGUGAGCUUCUCCAUGGACGUGUUUGUGCGCAUCCUGCAGCCCGAGCGCUAUGAGCUGUGGAAGCGCGGGGAGGACCGCGCUGGCGUGGACCACGUGGAGGCCAGGGCGCCGGGCAGCCAGGAGCUGAGCGCCUUGAGGGAGAGCCGGGCGGCCUGCAGGUCAGCGCUGGGCCUGAUGUAUCUGAAGCCCCUUCGGGCCAUGCACACCCCUCGAUUAGUGCACAGGGGUCUUGGGUCCCAUUGUGGCCGCACCCCUUUGCACCAGCCAUCCCUGGGCCCCUGGCCAGCCCCGGGUUCUGCCUCCACUGCCCAGCACGCAGCCUUCUGCUCCGUGAAGCCCGACCCAUCAUCCUCACAGCCAACAUCCAGCCCAUCUGCCCAGGAUCUCCAGCCAACUGGCACACGUGGUCGUGGUCUAGGUCGAGGUCCAGGUCAUCAUCGUUUUCGUCCUAGGGAACAAGGGACUCAAGUGUCGAUUGUUCAGGCCCCGGCUAAGAGGCGCCGCCUGGGGGACGCUGUGCGCACAGCGCCGGAUCCCCAAGUCCAGCCUGUGCCUGAGGACAAACCUUCCAUGGACAGCCAGCAUCCUGUGUGGGCUUCAGGGUGCUGUUGUGCCCCUGACCUUCAACCCUUGGGGCCCCCAUUGGAUCCCGAUGAACCCAUGCACCCUGGCCCGUGCCUCCUCUCUAUGGACAGGAUUCCAGUCACUUUUUCUGACAUUGUCCCACCAACUCCUUGCUGUGUCACUGACGUUGUAAGGAUGGACCACUCUUAUAGCAAAAUCUCCUGGACUCCUGACUGUGACUCCCUGGAGCUAAAGCUAGAGGCAGCUGCCUCUCUGGGGUCCUGGGACACGCUCCCUGCCAAUGGGUGGUCUUCCAUCUUUGAGCCCAUCACUGAUGAAGAUUUAGCCAAAUAUGGCUGUAUCUGA